AUGGAUGACUGGUACCACCCAGUGAUCUUCCCAGAUGCACGGAACUUCCGCCCCUUCACUUCUGAAUCUUUGGCUGCAAUUGAGAAGCGGAUUGCCAUCCAAAAGGAGAAAAAGAAGCUCAAAGGCCAGACAGCAGCAGAACCUCAGCCUCGACCUCAGCUUGAUCUAAAGGCAUCCAGGAAGUUGCCCAAGCUCUAUGGUGACAUUCCCCGUGACCUGAUAGCAAAGCCCCUGGAAGACUUGGACCCGUUCUACAGAAAUCAUAAGACAUUUAUGGUGUUGAACAAGAAGAGAACAAUCUACCGCUUCAGUGCCAAGCGUGCCUUGUUCAUUUUUGGGCCUUUCAACUCAGUCCGAAGUUUAGCCAUUAGAAUCUCAAUCCAUUCAUUGUUCAGCAUGUUUAUCAUCUGCACUGUCAUCAUCAACUGCGUGUUCAUGGCCACGGCUGGUGGAAAGGAAAGCAAUGCUACGGAUAGCAAUUAUACUUAUGCUGAGUAUGUCUUCACUGGGAUUUAUAUUUUUGAAGCUUUGAUAAAAAUAUUGGCAAGAGGUUUUAUUCUGGAUGAGUUUUCUUUUCUUCGAGAUCCAUGGAACUGGCUGGACUCCAUUGUGAUUGCAAUAGCGUUUCUGACAUACAGUAAGGUCCAGAACAACGGUCUGUCAUCCCUGCGUACCUUCCGAGUGUUGAGAGCUUUGAAAGCAAUUUCAGUAAUUUCUGGUCUGAAGGUCAUUGUGGGUGCCUUGCUGCGCUCUGUGAAGAAGCUUGUUGACGUGUUGAUCCUGACUCUCUUUUGCCUCAGCAUCUUUGCCCUGGUAGGUCAGCAGCUCUUCAUGGGAACCCUGAACUACAAAUGUGUCAACAAGACCUGUGGAAACACCAGUAACUUUGACGAUUCGUGCUUUGAAAUGAAAGAUUCCGAGUUCAAAUUGUGUAGCAUCUGGUCGGAAGGGACUUGCUCCUCUCAAUAUGUAUGCAUGCACACCAACACGAAUCCUGACUAUAACUAUACAAAUUAUGACAACUUUGGCUGGUCUUUUCUUGCCAUGUUCCGGCUUAUGACCCAAGAUUCCUGGGAGAAGCUUUAUCGACAGACCUUGCGUACCUCGGGGCUCUUCUCAGUCUUCUUCUUUGUGGUGGUCAUCUUCCUGGGCUCUUUCUACCUGAUUAACUUAACCCUGGCUGUUGUCACCAUGGCUUAUGAGGAACAGAACAGGAAUGUAGCUGCUGAGACAGAGGCCAAGGAGAAGAUGUUCCAGGAAGCCCAACAGCUGUUAAAAGCAGAAAAGGAGGCUCUGGUUGCCAUGGGAAUUGACAGAAGUUCACUUAAUUCCCUCGAAGCAUCAUCUUUUUCCCCAAAGAAGAGAAAGCUAUUUGGUAAUAAGAAAAGGAAGUCCUUCUUUUUCAGAGAGUCUGGGAAAGAACAGGUUCCAGGAUCAGAUUCUGACGAAGAUUCCCAAAAACAGCCACACCUCCUAGAGCAAACCAAACGACUGUCCCAGAACCUGUCCGUAGACGUCUCUGAAGAGCUUGGAGACACUUUUCAAAGGCAAAGGGCACUGAGUGCUGUCAGCAUCCUCACCAUCACCAUGCAGCAACAAGAAAAAUCCCAGGAGCCUUGCCUCCCGUGUGGGAAAAGCCUGGCAACCAAAUACCUCAUAUGGGACUGUAGCCCCCGGUGGGUGAGCUUUAAGAAGGUCCUGAGAAUCGUGAUGACCGACCCCUUUACUGAGCUGGCCAUCACCAUCUGCAUCAUAAUCAACACCCUCUUCAUGUCCUUGGAGCAUCAUGGCAUGAGCAACAGUUUUCGUUCUAUGCUAAAUACAGGAAAUUCGGUUUUCACUAGCAUUUUUAUGGCAGAAAUGUUUCUAAAGAUCAUUGCGCUUGAUCCCUACCACUACUUUCGCCGAGGCUGGAACAUUUUUGACAGCAUCGUUGCUCUUUUGAGUCUUGCAGAUGUGAUCAUUAAACAGCCGAAUUUCCGUAUCUUAAGAGUGCUGAGGGUCUUCAAGUUAGCCAAAUCUUGGCCAACUUUAAAUACGCUGAUUAAGAUUAUAGGCCACUCCGUCGGAGCCCUUGGAAACCUGACUGUGGUCCUGGCCAUCGUGGUCUUUAUUUUCUCGGUAGUUGGCAUGCGGCUGUUUGGCUCUCAGUUCUGUCAUUUUAAAACAAAAGUAAAAUCCUGUGACGCUGAAGGCUCAUGUUUACGACGCUGGCACAUGGGGGAUUUCUUCCACUCCUUUCUGGUGGUAUUCCGCAUCCUCUGCGGGGAAUGGAUCGAAAACAUGUGGGAAUGUAUGGAAGAAGCUAAUAAGUACAUGUGCAUUAUUGUCUUUGUAUUGAUCAUGGUGAUAGGAAAACUUGUGGUACUGAACCUCUUCAUUGCCUUGUUGCUCAAUUCCUUCAGCAAUGAGGAGAGAGAUGGAAACUUGGAAGGAGAGGGCAGGAAAACCAAAGUCCAGUUAGCCCUGGAUCGGUUCCACCGGGCUUUUUGUUUUGUGAUAAAUACCCUGGAGCAAUAUUGUUGCAAGCGAUGCAGGAGGCAAAGCUCACCAAAGCAAAAAAAGGUGGCAGAGGGCUCUUCUGCAGAGAACAAAGACAUCAUUCCCUUGGUCGCAGAGAUAAAAAAGGGCCCAGAGACCUGGGAGGAGUUCGGUGUACUAACUUCUGCACCAAGGCCCUUGAGUGUUGGGCAUGCUCAGACUCUGCUGGCGCCACUUGCAGAGGAAGAAGAUGAUGAUGAAUUUCUUGAUGAAGAAAAUGCACAGACUGUCACACAACCUGAGGCUGGAAAACAGGUCUAUGAGCUCCAUCAGGAGGCCAAGUCCUCCAGCCCAAGAAUUCAAAGUGUGGAAAUUGAAGUGUUACCUGAAGAUGCUGCUUAUCUGUCAGCACAGAAUCCCCGAAAGAAGUCUGAUUCUAUCAGUGUGCUCUCAGAAUGUAGCACCAUUGAUCUGCAGGAUCCCUUUAGGUGGGUACCUGAAAGUAUUCCCCAAAAGGAACUAGACAGAUGUUUUCCCAAAGGCUUGUGUCGCUGCUUCCCAUGCUGUGCUGUGAACAGGAGAAAGUCCCCCUGGAUCAUUUGGUGGAACCUGCGGAAAACCUGCUACCAAAUAGUGAAACACAGCUGGUUUGAGAGCUUUAUUAUCUUUGUGAUUCUGCUGAGCAGUGGAGCAUUGAUGUUUGAAGAUAUUAACCUUCAAGAUCAACCCAAAAUCAAAGAAUUACUUAAAUUUACUGACAAUGUUUUCACACACAUUUUUAUCCUGGAGAUGGUUCUGAAAUGGGUGGCCUUUGGCUUUGGGAAGUAUUUCACCAGCGCCUGGUGCUGGCUCGAUUUCAUCAUCGUGAUUGUGUCCGUGACCAGUCUCAUCAAUUUAAAGGAAUUGAAAUCCCUCCGGAUUCUGCGAGCACUGAGGCCCCUGCGCGCACUGUCCCAGUUUGAAGGAAUGAAGGUGGUAGUAAAUGCUCUCAUAGGUGCCAUACCUGCCAUUCUGAAUGUUUUGCUUGUUUGCCUCAUUUUCUGGCUUAUAUUUUGUAUCCUGGGAGUAAACUUGUUUGCUGGAAAAUUCGGAAGAUGCGUGAAUGAAACAGAUAACAAGUCCAUAUUAAUAAAUCUGAACGAUGUUAACAACAAAAAUCAAUGUAUAAGUGCAAAUCUCACCUGGAGCAACCGGAAAGUCAACUUUGACAAUGUGGGCAUGGCUUAUCUUGCCCUGCUGCAAGUGGCAACAUUUAAGGGCUGGACAGAUAUUAUGCAAGCAGCUGUUGAUGCCAGAAAGAGGGACGAGCAGCCAAAGUAUGAGAAUGACUUAAGAAUGUACAUAUACUUUGUAAUCUUUAUCAUCUUUGGCUCAUUCUUCACUCUGAAUCUCUUUAUUGGCAUUUUAAUUGAUAACUUCAAUCAACAGCAGAAAAAGAUAAGUGGCCAAGACAUUUUUCUGACAGAUGAACAGAAGAAAUACUAUAAUGCAAUGAAAAAACUAGGAUCCAAAAAACCUCAAAAGCCUAUUCCAAGGCCUCUGAACAAAUGCCAAGGCCUCGUGUUUGACCUGGUCACAAGCCAGGUCUUCGAUGGCAUCAUCAUCAUCUUCAUUCUCCUCAACAUGGUUAGCAUGAUGGCUGAAUCGUAUGACCAGCCUCCGGAGAAGAAGAGCGUCCUUGAAUAUCUCAACCUGGCCUUUGUGGCCAUCUUCACGAUUGAGUGUCUCAUCAAAAUCUUCGCUUUGAGGCAAUACUACUUCUCCAAUGGCUGGAAUUUAUUCGAUUGUGUGAUCGUGGUUCUUUCUGUUGUUAGUACAAUGAUUUCUGCCAUAGAAAACAAUAAGAACAUUCCUUUCCCUCCAACCCUCUUCCGAAUUGUUCGCUUGGCUCGGAUCGGCAGAAUCCUGAGGCUUGUUCGGGCAGCUCGAGGAAUCAGGACUCUCCUUUUUGCCUUGAUGAUGUCCCUUCCCUCUCUGUUCAACAUCGGUCUUCUCCUCUUUCUGGUGAUGUUUAUUUAUGCCAUUUUUGGUAUGAACUUAUUUUGCAAAGUAGGUCCGGGCGAUGGAAUUGAUGAGAUAUUCAACUUUAAGACUUUUGUAGGCAGCUUGCUCUGUCUCUUCCAGAUAACCACCUCAGCAGGUUGGGAUUCCCUCCUCAAACCCAUGCUGCGAACAGAAGAGUCAUGUGAACCCAAGGUAGAUGACUGUCACCUCUCUACCAAAGCCAUAACCUACUUCGUCAGUUACAUCAUCAUUUCCUUUCUCAUUGUUGUCAACAUGUAUAUUGCUGUGAUUUUAGAAAACUUCAAUAUAGCCACUGAAGAAAGUGAGGACCCUUUGGGUGAAGAUGACUUUGAAAUGUUCUAUGAAGUCUGGGAAAAGUUUGAUCCAGGAGCAACACAGUUUAUCAAAUAUUCUGUCCUUUCUGACUUUGCCGAUGCCCUUCCGGAGCCUUUGCGGGUGGCGAAGCCAAAUAAGUUUCAAUUUCUAGUCAUGGACUUGCCCAUGGUAAGCGGAGAUCGCCUUCACUGUCUGGAUAUUCUCUUCGCUUUCACCACUAGGGUACUCGGCAACUCCAGCGGCCUGGACAGCAUGAAAGCGAUGAUGGAGGAGAAGUUCAUGGAAGCCAACCCCUUCAAGAAGUUAUAUGAGCCUAUAGUCACCACCACCAAGAGGAAGGAAGAGGAGAAAUGUGCUGCUGUUAUACAAAAGGCCUUUCGAAAGUACAGGGUGAAGAUGACCAAGUGCGCCUUGGAAGACAGGCCUCAUUCACCCCCCCAGACACUCUGUACAGGAGACUUGUCCGGCUUUGGGGUGGCUGAGGGCAAGGUCCACUGCGACUGA
This is a messenger RNA of Pteronotus mesoamericanus, 5325 nucleotides long. RefSeq names its product sodium voltage-gated channel alpha subunit 11 (gene SCN11A). Lineage: Eukaryota; Metazoa; Chordata; Mammalia; Chiroptera; Mormoopidae. Gene Ontology annotation, biological process: membrane depolarization during action potential; sodium ion transmembrane transport; neuronal action potential. The coding region runs from base 1 to 5325 and encodes 1774 amino acids. Gene Ontology annotation, molecular function: voltage-gated sodium channel activity. The record is from RefSeq and is a predicted model, not a curated record. The transcript is spliced from 26 exons. Gene Ontology annotation, cellular component: axon; voltage-gated sodium channel complex; plasma membrane.